AUGGAGAACAGUACAGAGGUGACUGAGUUCAUUCUUGUGGGCUUAACCAAUGACCCCAAACUGCAGAUUCCUCUCUUCUUAGUCUUCUCCCUCAUUUUCCUCAUCACUCUGGCUGGGAACCUGGGCAUGAUGGUGCUGAUUCUCAUGGACUCCCGUCUCCACACUCCUAUGUACUUUUUCCUCAGUAACCUGUCUCUGGUGGACUUUGGUUACUCUACAGCUGUCACUCCCAAGGUCAUGGCUGGAUUACUUACAGGAGACAAGGUCAUGUCCUACAAUGCAUGUGUCACCCAGUUCUUUUUCUUUGUAGCCUUUAUCACUGCAGAAAGUUUCCUCUUGGCCUCAAUGGCCUAUGACCGCUAUGCAGCUGUGUGCAAACCCCUGCAUUACACCACCAUCAUGACAACAGGUGUGGCUCGUCUGGUCAUAGGCUGUUACAUCUGUGGUUUCCUGAAUGCUUCCAUUCACACUGGGAAUAUUUUCAGCCUUUCCUUUUGUAGAGCCAAUGUUGUUGAUCACUUCUUCUGCGAUGCUCCUCCUCUCCUGGCUCUCUCAUGCUCAGACAACUACAUUAGUGAGAUGGUUAUUUUUUUGGUGGUGGGCCUCAAUGACUUCUUUUCUGUCUUAGUCAUCCUGAUAUCCUACCUGUUUAUAUUUAUCACUAUUCUGAGGAUGCACGCAUCUGAAGGACGCCAGAAGGCCUUUUCCACCUGUGCCUCUCACCUCACUGCUGUGUCAAUCUUCUAUGGGACAGGCACCUUCAUGUACUUACAGCCAAGCUCCAGCCAUUCCAUGGACACAGACAAAAUGGCAUCCAUGUUCUAUACUAUGGUCAUUCCCAUGCUAAACCCAGUGGUCUACAGCAUGAGGAACAAAGAGGUCACCAGUGCCUUUAAAAAGACUGUGGAGAAGGCAAAGUCUUUUAUAGGAUUCAUAUUUUAA
This is a messenger RNA of Nyctereutes procyonoides (raccoon dog), 942 nucleotides long. RefSeq names its product olfactory receptor 5B12-like. Gene Ontology annotation, biological process: G protein-coupled receptor signaling pathway; sensory perception of smell. Gene Ontology annotation, molecular function: olfactory receptor activity; odorant binding; G protein-coupled receptor activity. The record is from RefSeq and is a predicted model, not a curated record. Gene Ontology annotation, cellular component: membrane. NCBI's taxonomy places the organism in Eukaryota, Metazoa, Chordata, Mammalia, Carnivora, Canidae.